This is a messenger RNA of Hymenoscyphus albidus, 1924 nucleotides long. NCBI's taxonomy places the organism in Eukaryota, Fungi, Ascomycota, Leotiomycetes, Helotiales, Helotiaceae. The record is from the annotation of a GenBank genome assembly.
CGACGAUCCACUCUUGCCACGGCUGAACAAUAAAUUUCUUUACUACACCAGUCUUCAUCAGACAAUGUCAAUAUCAAUAUCUCAUUCCCAUUCCAUAUCCCAUAUCGAGUACAGGAAUACAUAAUUUAUAACGAUUCACGAAAGUAAGGAAGUGACGAUGGAGGGGAUGCUAGAUGAAUCCCAGCCGUUACUGGGUCACGUCGUCGAAUACGAAUAUACGACGACCGAGAACCCGAUUGUGGAUUUUAAUAGGAAGGGGAGGGAUGAGGAGAAUCCUAUGGAUUGGAGUCCGGCGUAUAAGAGGGGGAUUGUGCUUUUACUUGCUUUUAUGGCUUUUACUGUGUAGGUGAAAUUCUUUGUCACUUUUAUAUCUCAUACCGCGUCACCUUGUCUGAAUUUCACUUCCCCCCUCCCCCGGGUCAAAAGAAUGGAUAAAGAUGAGAGGAUGUGAUAUCUAACUUCAAAAAAUAGGACAUUCACGUGUAUAGGCGUAGUCCCCAUCGCCGACAAAAUCAUUCUCAAUCUUGACGGCGCUGAAAACACAUCCUCCUCCAUCCUCCUAGUCUCCAUCUGGGAGCUGGGAGAAGCCUUCGGGCCACUCCUCAUCGCCCCUCUUUCAGAGAUCUAUGGCCGCUACCCAAUCUUCAACAUAGCUAACAUCCUCUUCAUCAUCGCCACCGCUCUCUCAGCAACAGCAAGCUCCUCAAAAACGCUCAUCUUCGCAAGAUUCCUAACAGGUUGCGCAACAGCUUCUAACGUCCUCAACCCAUCCAUCAUCGCAGAUAUCUUCCCUGUGGAAGAGCAAGGGAAAGGCAUGAGUCUCGUCAUGCUCGCCCCUCUCCUCGGCGGCGCAAUAGGCCCCGCACUAAGCGGUGCCAUCGCCGAGCGAUUCGGAUGGCGAAUCGUGCUUUGGGGUUCGGCGGUGGUAGCCAUCAUCUGCGAACUCUUCUUCUUCUUCCUCUUUCGGGAGACGUAUAAAGUUCCCAUUCUGCAACGUCGGGCCGCUCGCUUACGCAAGGAAACCGGGAAUGCGAACUGGAAAUGUGCGUGGGAAGGAGAUUCGGAUGCUUCGUCCUCGGGAUGGAGAAUCCUGUGGACGAGUGUGAAGAGACCGCUCAGUGUGUUGAGGAGCUCGGUGGUGCUGCAGAUUAUGAGUUUUUAUGGGGGUCUGACGUUUUCUUCUUUUUAUAUCUUGGCUACGACUUUGCCGAGGAUUUUAAGUCGGGUUUAUGGGUUCUCGCCUGCGUUGGUGGGUAGUUCGUUUCUGUGUUUUAGUAAGUCCCCCCUUCUCCCCCCUCUUUNGAGGAUUUUAAGUCGGGUUUAUGGGUUCUCGCCUGCGUUGGUGGGUAGUUCGUUUCUGUGUUUUAGUAAGUCCCCCCUUCUCCCCCCUCUUUCCUCCUAAUCUAUAUACCAACAACACCCCCCAGGCACCGGCGCAACCCUAGGCGUAACAAUCUCCAACCUCUUCUCCGACAAAAUCUACCUCACCCUCGGCACGCGUCCGCACCACCACCCCGUCCCCGAAUACCGCCUCCCCCUCAUGAUCCUGGGCGCCAGCCUCAUGCCCUUCGUCGCGGCCCUCUACGGCUGGACACCCCACGCCCUCUGGUCCGUCUCGCUCAUUUUGUUGGCUGCCGCCCUCCUCGGCACCAUCAUGAUGCUCAUCUGGGUGCCCCUCUCGCUGUACGUCGUCGAGAGCUUUGGACUCUACUCUGCGAGUGCGAUGACGAUGGUGCUUGUUGCGCGCUGUCUGGGUGGGACGUUGUUGCCGCUUGGGAUCCCGCCGUUGACCGGGAGGUUGGGGAUUGGACCGGGGUUUUUGGUGUUGGCGGCGGUGUGUGGGGUUUUGAUCCCCGUGCCGGUUGUGGUUAUGAGGUGUGGGGGAGUGUGGAGGAGGUGGAGUAGGUUUAGUAGAGGGGAGUAG